Molecule: messenger RNA, 1185 nt
Organism: Didymodactylos carnosus
Lineage: Eukaryota; Metazoa; Rotifera; Eurotatoria; Philodinida; Philodinidae
Source: the annotation of a GenBank genome assembly
AUGAUUAAUAGUAAAUAUUCAUCAUCAGCACCAAAUGUUCGGUUCAACGUACAGCGUGGUUAUUCAAGUGGUUUUGUAUGCGAACAUAUUGUUUAUACAUUCUCUGGCAGUGAUUUUAUAAAUCUUACACCCUCUGAACCUUUUAAUACAUUUCAGUCCAAUACAUAUUUGACAAUAUGUUCUGCAACAACACCAAUAGUACCAUUAGUUCCUUCAGAGAUUAUACAAUCAGCUAAAUUCAACGACUCUUAUCAAUUACAAUUAAAUUCAUCAACACUUCCAUUAUCAACUUUACAAAAAUAUAACAUAAAUGACAACUUUGUAAUACAAUUAUCAAGUAUGGGUUCAUGGUCUACUUCAGAUAGUAUUGAAACAUUCUUAAAUAUAGAUGAAAAUGCACAAAGAUUUAGUACAUUCUAUCCUGAUGAGAAUAAUUUCUCAACAAUAUCAUUACAAAAUGAUGUAAAAUCAGUAAUUGUAUAUUUUGAUUCCGGUGGAUAUCCAGUUACAAAAGCAUCAAUAUUUCGAAUUGAAUUAGAAAUACAUGAUUUAGGUACGUUAACAGCUACCAAUGAUCAACAGCGAUUAAAUUAUGGACAAUUAUCAGCCUAUGUUGGUUCUAGAAAAUUAUUCCCAUUAAACUCAGAAACAUUACCUGCUUGUAUAACAAAACAAAAUCAACUGAUACAAAUUAGUGAAUCUAUUAUUAGUUCAUUUAUUUUGUCAUUUCAAAAACCAGGUCGUUCAACACUGUUAACAAGAUUUCGAUGUAAACGCCUGUUUCACUGUCGUAUGAUUUAUUCUUGUAAAUUUCGAAUACAAAUUGUCGUUGUUUUAAAACUUGCUGGUGAUGUAUCAAUUAGGUUUAUUUUUAUUUCCAAUUCAACUACAAAUGAAACUAUUAUUGAAACGCUAUCAACAAUGCCAUAUCAAUUUGGUAAUGGUCAUAUUGACGAUGUUAAUACUAGUGAUGCUGCUGAACUUAAAAUCGAGUUAUUAUUUAACGAUGAUUUUACAGGUGAUCAAGAACAAGUUUAUGCUCUGAUAUAUUCAAUUACAUUAGAGGCACAUGAUGGUGGAACAUUACAAUCAUUACUGCCGAUAGCACUUCGAAAAACACGACCUACUAAACAGAAUAGACCACAAACAUUUCAUUCCAAAGAUCAAUUUAACAUUAACGAAUAA